UGACGCCGGAGGAUUGGCAGCUGGUUUCGCCGCCGCGCCGCGUCGCGUCUCUCUCGCUGUGUCUGCUCUGCGCAGCGCCUGCGAACGGAGGGAGUCGGUGAAACGCAGCGGCGGUUCCAGCGCAUGCGGCUUCGGUAACGAUGCACUAAACCUGCCUCUUCAUUCAUACUCUCACAACCCUAGCAGAAAUACCAACCAACAACAUCUCCAUUGUGAUUCAUUCUCCCCGGUUUAAUCGUUGCUGAAUAAGGUUUAAUGAAAGAGAAAGACAAGAAGAAGCGCACGGCAACGUUACGACUGUUUUUAUUUUCAUCCCAUUCUGAAUGACGGGCGGACGGUUCGACUUCGACGAUGGAGGCACUUACUGUGGCGGAUGGGAGGACGGGAAAGCCCACGGACACGGCAUCUGCACGGGACCCAAGGGUCAAGGCGAGUACGCCGGGUCCUGGUCCCACGGUUUCGAGAUAGUCGGGGUCUACACCUGGCCCAGCGGGAAUACGUACCAGGGCUACUGGUCGCAGGGCAAACGCCACGGGCUGGGUGUUGAGACCAAGGGGAAGUGGGUUUAUCGUGGGGAGUGGAGUCACGGGUUCAAGGGUCGCUAUGGAGUUCGGCAGAGCACCAAUACACCUGCUAGAUACGAUGGGACGUGGAGUAAUGGACUACAGGAUGGCUAUGGAGUCGAAACCUAUGGGGAUGGUGGCACAUAUCAAGGCCAGUGGAUGGGGGGCAUGAGACAUGGCUACGGUGUGCGACAGAGUGUGCCUUAUGGAAUGGCCACCAUUAUCCGCUCUCCGCUUCGCACCUCCCUGGCCUCCCUAAGAAGUGUGCAAAGCAAUGGUGCCGUUCUGCAGGACGCGGUACUCGACACACCAAUUGGAAGCCGUGGUGGUUUUGUGCUGAAUUUUCACAGCGACACCGAAGUCGUCACCGGGAAGAAGAAGGGCCUGUUCCGCCGUGGGUCCCUCUUCGGCAGCCUCCGCCAGCUACGUAAAUCCGACUCCAAAACAUCCAUCUCUAGCAAACGGAGCUCGGCACGUAGCGACGCCACUAUGAGCCGCAUCAGCUCCAGCGACGCCAACUCCACCAUCAGCUACGGAGACGGAGAGUACACCCCCAUGGAGGACCAUGUGGACGCCACCACCACAGAGUCCUACAUGGGCGAGUGGAAGAAUGACAAACGCAAUGGGUUUGGAGUCAGUGAGCGAUCAAGCGGGCUGAAGUACGAAGGGGAAUGGAUGAACAACAAGAGGCAUGGAUACGGAUGCACAAUAUUCCCAGAUGGAACCAAAGAGGAGGGGAAGUAUAAAAAUAACGUGUUGGUGCGUGGGAUAAGGAAGCAGCUUAUUCCGCUAAAAAACCAUAAAACUAAAGAAAAAGUGGACAGGGCCGUGGAGGGGGCUCGAAGGGCUGCAGCUAUCGCCAGGACUAAAGUGGAAAUAGCAGUGUCAAGGACAUCCCACGCAAGGACUAAGAGUGAAGCAGCAGACCAGGCCUCACUUGCAGCAUGUCAGGAAUCAGACUUAGCCAGAGCUGUGGCUCGUGAAUUAUCUUCAAGCUUCCAUCAACCAGGACUUGACUACAUCAAACAAAAGUUCAGUGAGCCGGUGGAGGAGAUCAAGGAGGAAGCACCUAAAGAGAAGAAGAAGGAGAAGGAGAAGGUGAAGCCUUCUGGCAGCCCUUUCUAUCGGCGCGGCACGACUCCAAGCCACUCUCCUGCCCAGAGCCCAACCCCGUCACCACCUCACUCCCCUCAACAGAGCCAAGCACCCAACCCCAGCGCCAGCCACAAGAUAAGCAAGGACAACAGCAGCGUAGCCCGAAAGAUAAGCAAGGACAGUAGUAGUGUAGCUCGCAAGAUAAGCAAAGAAGAGAGAGCCUCCAUUGUGGCAGAGAUCACCAAAGUAUCUGCCCCUCCUUCUGAACCCCAGCCCAAACCUGCCAGCACAGGUAAUGGGCAGCUACAUGCUGCUUAUCACGGUUACUACGUGAAGCCGGUGGUGCAGUUGCCUCCACCAGAAGAACCAGAAGAUGAAGAGCCUGAGAUGACGCAGUCUAGCCUGGCCAGGAUGCCUCCACCACCCAAAAUGGUCAGGACGACAACUCCCAAACCAGAGCCCAAGAUCAUGAAACAAGAGUCUAUCAAACCAAAGAGCUUAGCUGAAACCAAGAAAGCCAGCAUAGAUAUGGCCGAUGAAACCGUAGCGGAAGAAUCUGGUCCUAACUCAGUUUUGGUUGCCAUGGUGAUGCUUUUGAAUAUUGGAUUGGCAAUCAUUUUUGUCCAUUUCCUUACAUGAAACACUACCAUCUCAGUGUUGGAUGGUGACCCACACAGUGUCAAUGACCUUUCUGAAAUCCAAAUGGUACCAGGCAGUCUCAAGAGGGCAGAGGGAGCUGAAGAAUCAACGUAUGGGAGUUUGAAACCCAGAGCAUCAUCCCUGAGAAUGACGUGGUCUAAUAUCAUGUGGCUCUGGCAAAAGAGAACAAAAUAUUUUGAGGGGAAAAAUUACCAUUAAAAUGGAAACGGAAGAAGAGAAUGCAGUGUAACGUGACUCUUAUCUGCUGACGGAAAGCCUUAAUAUCAGCCACUCCAUAGGUCUCUGGCAGAGACUUAACUGGAAAUGUUUGAUGAUGCACUUUUGCGUGAUGGGCAAGAGCAGCUGCCUUACUCAUUUACCAUCUGACGUGUAACUGGGAGAUGUGCUCGCAGUGCCAGAGGAAUGCGUUCAGGGGGCUUUGCUGCAGUGGCCUGGCCCGAGGAAACCGAACGCGCACACCAGCGUCACUCAUCCUUCUUACACCCUUUACCGACCCACUGCAGUUUCUUCUAGCAUCUCCUACGUUCUUCUCGGAAGCUCUUGAAUCGAUGCUCCCUACUGUACUCCUCACGUUUCGUUUCUUGUUUUAUGUUUGUUAACCUCAUUGAAAACCAUGUUUGAAUUUAAUGCGAAGCAAAAUCACUCCCACUUUUUUCUGAGUAUUUCUAAACCAGACAAGGGAAAAUAUUAUAUUAUUUAUUAAAAAUGUGCAAUAUGAUUUAUCUUUACACGUGCAUAGUUUAAUUGUUCACCAAAUAGGGGCAUUGUAAUUCUGUCCCAGUAUUUAAGAGAUGGAAAAAUAAGAAAGGUUUAGAGUUACAGGUACGAUUCAAGAUCUGUGGUUUCCCACUCUUUGUUGAACACGUCCAUUUAGAUCAUUGCAAAACCAAUCAAAAAAGUCUUAUAAAGUGCGUUUUUUUUUAUUGAAUUCUGGGAAUUGACUGUUUGUCGUGUUAUGUAAAUUAAGCCUAUGCCAUCGUGCAUGCAAUGUUGUGCAAGAGUUAUUGUGCUUCAGAUGUCAGGUUUGACAUGUGACAGCAGGUGAGAUGUUUUG
Molecule: messenger RNA, 3372 nt
Organism: Sinocyclocheilus anshuiensis
Lineage: Eukaryota; Metazoa; Chordata; Actinopteri; Cypriniformes; Cyprinidae
Product: junctophilin-1-like
Exons: 6
Coding region: 324-2297 (657 amino acids)
Cellular component (GO): endoplasmic reticulum membrane; sarcoplasmic reticulum; plasma membrane
Source: RefSeq, a predicted model, not a curated record